Symbiodinium natans is the source of this 839-nucleotide messenger RNA. Lineage: Eukaryota; Dinophyceae; Suessiales; Symbiodiniaceae. The record is from the annotation of a GenBank genome assembly.
GCUACGACACGUGGAACGCUGCCCGCUUGCUGGGCCGGGUGACCGGGUGGGCGGACGCCCUGCACGUCAUCCAGGCCCGCUGUCCCGAGGCGGCAGUGCGCUGCCUGCGCAGCGCCGGACACGAGCCUUCCAGGCACCUUGGCUCUCCGCAGUCCCCUCCGACCCCGCAGCAGCCCUAUUUGAUGUGCCACGCCGAGCGCCGGAAGCAGCCCAGCUGCUGCGCGCCGCGGAGAGCGGCUGGGCACGUCGCUGAUCGGAGCCUCCAUCGAUGGACGGGCAUGUUGGCCGGUUUUGGCCGGCGCGCGUUGGCAUACGGCUUGCUUGAGUUGCCAUUGGCGGGAGCGGAUGAGUACAAUAGCUGGAUGGCACCGAGCCACUUGCUGGCUGGCAUUUGUUGGCGGAUGCUCGUGACGCCGAAGCGGUGCCCGCCACCCAUCUCCCCGAGCCGACAUAGGCGAGCAACUGGCAGUGCUCGGGGGCUGUGGUUGGCCGGCGAAUGCCACACGGCUAGGCGGCUAGGCGUCUAUGUUCCGGCAUGGGGCCUUCAUGGUGCGGUGUGCUUUGACUUCGCCGUCUCUAGCGGUUUGCGUUCCUUUGUGUUUGCCGCUUCCGCCAAUGACGGAUCUGCAGUCGCUUACGAAGGCCGCAAGAGAUCCCAUUUUGUUAUUGCAGCGCAGUGCCGUGUGCAUUGUCUGCAGUCCUACCGCUGGUGGCUGAGGCCUGCGGUGGUUUGUGGCACCAACCGUGUCGCAGCAGUUGUGGUAGUGACCGGCGAGUAUCGCAUGGUUCUGUGUUACCGGCGUGUCAGCCGAAGGGCGGGCCGCGUGGGUUUGCCAUGA